Molecule: messenger RNA, 1069 nt
Organism: Sorghum bicolor (sorghum)
Lineage: Eukaryota; Viridiplantae; Streptophyta; Magnoliopsida; Poales; Poaceae
Product: probable calcium-binding protein CML10
Exons: 1
Coding region: 105-674 (189 amino acids)
Molecular function (GO): calcium ion binding
Source: RefSeq, a predicted model, not a curated record
CCACCACCGUGACGGAACAAGCCGAAUAAUCCCCCCGAGCCCUCAGGCCACGCCUCUGCCACGCGACCAAACCAAAGUAGCGAGGCGAGAGAGCGAGAGCCGCCAUGGGGAAGAUCAGGAUGCCCGUGCCGUCCCUGUUCCGCCGCCGCUCCAAGUCGCCGCCGCCACAGCAGCAGCCUGCGGCCGAGGGCAAGGGCACCGGGUCCCCUCCGCGGGCGGCGACCGCGGAGGAGGAGAUGGCGCGCGUGUUCCGCAAGUUCGACGCGAACGGCGACGGUCGGAUCUCGCGGUCGGAGCUCGCCGCGCUGUUCGAGAGCCUGGGCCACGCGGCCUCCGACGACGAGGUGGCGCGGAUGAUGGCCGAGGCGGACGCGGACGGCGACGGCUUCAUCAGCCUGGACGAGUUCGCGGCGCUGAACGCGACGGUGGCCGGCGACGCGGCGGCAGUCGAGGAGGACCUCCGCCACGCGUUCCGCGUCUUCGACGCCGACGGCAACGGCACCAUCUCCGCCGCCGAGCUCGCGCGCGUCCUCAGGGGCCUCGGCGAGUCCGCCUCCGUCGCGCAGUGCCGCCGCAUGAUCGAGGGCGUCGACCAGAACGGCGACGGCCUCAUCUCGUUCGAGGAGUUCAAGGUCAUGAUGGCGGGCGGCGGCUGCUUCGCUAAGAUCGCGUAGGUUCCGUUCCCCCCUCUCUCGCGCCCGUCGAAUCUGCUGCUCCAUCCAUCCGUCGAGCUCGUCUUCUUCCUCUGUUCUGUUUUUUUGGGGUCCAACCCUCUCUCCCUUCACAGCCGAGCGUGUGGUGUGUGCGGUUUUAAGUGUAUAUAGAAGCAACGAUCCAAAGAUUAAGAAGCACUAGCGCUAGAUUCUUCCCUUUUUUUUUCUACUAAUAAUCGUGAACCGCGGCGGAUAUUGGUUGGAAUGUUGGAGGCUGGAAAGCAGUGGUUCAGAGCUAACUUCUGUUCUAAUCCGCUUCUGUUCUAGAGAUGCGAUUCUUGGGUUUGUGAAUGAAAUAGCAAACGAUUGGAAUCUAUGGAUCUCUACUAAUUCGUGUUUCAAUUGCUCGGGAUCUA